AAUGUUAUUAAAAGUUAAAUUCUUAAUAUUUUAACUCAGAAAACAAGAUUUUGAAAACAUGUUUCCCUUAAAUUCUUAGAAUUAUUAUAUUAUUUUAUUUUCAUAGAUUUUCACAAUAUACAAAAAAAAAUUAUAUUUUUUUCCAAAUUUAGCAUAUCUCUCUAACUUAUAAAAUCAACAAACUCUAUAGAAAUUUAAAUCUCGCUAACCCACCCUAAAUUAAUCAUUUGGUUGGACUUAAAAGUCAAUCUGCAUUCAAAAAAGUUAAAUGGUAAAACCACCUUCACAAACAAAAAAGCCAUAUGAACGGUCCAGAUCGCAACUGGCUUUUGUGAAAAAAGCAAAAAAAAAAACAAAGUUGCGAUCUCAACCGUUCAUCUGAUUAUAAUCUGACAGUUUAUAGAGAUCAAGGUUUCUUUUAAAUAAGGCCGCGUUGAUGGUUUCUUUCAGAGGUGUCGAACAAAGAAAGAAGUAGGUCUCGGAGACAGAAGCUAGAGAGAGCGACAGAGAAAAAAAACUCAAAGAAGAGAUGUUUUUCCACAUAGUAUUGGAGCGAAACAUGCAAUUACACCCACGUUUCUUUGGUCGCAACCUUCGUGAAAACCUCGUCUCUAAGCUCAUGAAAGACGUCGAGGGCACUUGCAGUGGGAGGCAUGGGUUUGUAGUGGCGAUCACUGGAAUAGAGAGCGUAGGCAAUGGAUUGGUCCGUAAUGGGACUGCUUUCGUCACCUUCCCCGUUAAAUACCAGUGCGUCGUUUUCAGACCUUUCAAAGGCCAGAUCUUCGAAGCCGUUGUAACUCUCGUCAAUAAGAUGGGAUUCUUCGCUGAAGCUGGGCCUGUUCAGAUAUUUGUGUCCAAGCACUUGAUACCAGAUGAUAUGGAGUUUCAGGCUGGAGACAUGCCUAAUUAUACAACAUCUGAUGGAUCAGUUAAAAUCCAGAAAGAAUGUGAAGUGAGACUAAAGAUUAUUGGCACCAGAGUCGAUGCCACUGAAAUCUUCUGUGUGGGAACCAUCAAAGACGAUUUUUUGGGAGUCAUAAACGAUCCUGCAGCAGCCGCAUAGGCAAAGUCUCAGGCCGGCUUCGAUUCUUGUCUUCCUUCUUUUACAGAAGAUGUCAUGUGACUAAGUUGUAUAAUAGUCCCAUGGAUGUUUAUCCUGAAUCAUUGGAACUUGAUCGUAACCAAUACUUGUCGGAUGUAACUUCAUUCGAGUUUGGUGAACUUUGUUCAUGUUGUUGCAAACUGUUGUUCUUAUUGUUUAUAUUGGAAACAAUAUUUGGCUCUAAAAAGAGUACGAGGAAUAAGAAGAAAAUCAGUGAAUGAAAGAAAAAAAAAAGAAGAGGAAAAUCUAUUUUUCUCCUAAUUUGAUAAAGAAUAAUUGUAGUUUUUUUUCCUUAAAAAUUAAAGAAUGUUAAAGAAUCAUAAUUGAUAAAUAUUCCUUGUAAAUAGUGUAAAUUGUAAAGAACGGUAAGUAAUCAACUAUUCCAAUUCAUUUCUUUGAUCACCAUUUAGAACCAAAUAGUAAUUGUGUAUAGUAGUUGAGAAGAGUUAUUUUUGGGUUCACCCCUAGGUUUACCAACCACUAGAAUUUCGUUAUUUCAUAUUCGAUAUAUUUUAGAAAAGAAAAUAAAAUAUUAUUAUGUUAUAUUAUGUUUUUAAAAUAAAAAAAAAUAAAAAAAUAAUAGUAGUUAGUUAGUUACAAAAAAGAA
This is a messenger RNA of Brassica rapa (field mustard), 1709 nucleotides long. Its product is annotated as DNA-directed RNA polymerase II subunit 7. Gene Ontology annotation, biological process: transcription initiation at RNA polymerase II promoter; DNA-templated transcription; positive regulation of translational initiation. The record is from RefSeq and is a predicted model, not a curated record. Gene Ontology annotation, molecular function: single-stranded DNA binding; single-stranded RNA binding; translation initiation factor binding. NCBI's taxonomy places the organism in Eukaryota, Viridiplantae, Streptophyta, Magnoliopsida, Brassicales, Brassicaceae. Gene Ontology annotation, cellular component: RNA polymerase II, core complex; P-body.